Molecule: messenger RNA, 1146 nt
Organism: Aspergillus ibericus CBS 121593
Lineage: Eukaryota; Fungi; Ascomycota; Eurotiomycetes; Eurotiales; Aspergillaceae
Exons: 1
Coding region: 1-1146 (381 amino acids)
Molecular function (GO): protein binding
Source: RefSeq, a predicted model, not a curated record
AUGCCUUUCCGUUCCAAGUUCAUCAAGCUGUGUGGACGCCCUAAACGCGCUCGCUCGCCUUGUCCAACCACGCCAUCGCCCGAACCUCCGCGGCCAGUCUGCUACCUCCUUAGGUUGCCAAGAGAGCUCCUCUUCCUGUGCGCCCUCUAUCUGGAUCAACAGAGUCUGAGUCGCUUCAUCCGGACCUGCAGGUUCACUCAUCAAUUUCGAGCCGACUUUGAAAAUCAAUCUCACCGUGCGCCAGCCCACACGUAUGCCGAGUGGUAUACCUAUCGCCGUGAGGUUCAGGAAUAUGGUGAGAUCUUGGUGAUGAAGCCCUCCGACCCUCCUGAACCUCUGAGGAACGCCGUGAUCGAAGGGAACUACCAUCUGGUGAAGCUCUUUCUCGAAGACCAUGUGGACCCUAAUUCCUGGGAUGUACGCGGGUCUUACAUGCUGAACCUUGCUGCACAGAAACAUCAGUACGACAUCGCCCAGCUUUUACUGCAAUUUGGCGCGGACCCCAAUCGUGGAGAGGCGCUUACAUUAGACCUUGCCGUGGAAGACCGUUUGAUACCCCGGUCCCAGUCUGCUCUCUGGUUCGAACUUCUGCUUCCAUAUGGGGCAAAGUUCAAGAAACGGAAAACAUUGGUCUGUCUUUGGAUGACGGAAAGGGGUGACCUCUUGCGACAAGCCUCCCGGAACGUAUUGGAUAUGGCUGACGUAUAUGACACCCUUGAAAGGGAACACGGAAGGAAUCGUGACGCAAAUGAGACACACGCUAUUCUAGAGCGCCGCAGGCGUGCAUUUGUUCGUGAGAUACUGAACGUGGCAAUGCCCUUGUCAACAUCUCGGCCGAUGCUUGAGGCGCUCAUAGACGUGGACUCCAGGGUUUUGAUGAUGGACGUGGAAGGUUGUACCUUGUUCGAUUACGCUCUCCAGUGUAAACUCUUAGCCUUUGCUUUGAGCUUACUGGAGAGGGGAGUUACCAGCAGGGUCCCGGAGCUGAGGAAUGCUGUGAGAGAGGGGAAUAAAUGGCGGGUCCGGAGGUAUAUGAAUGCCCCCAGCGCGUGGUUUAAUCGCUCAGAGACGUGGCAGUCAUCCGCUUGGGAACUAACAUGGAGGGUGAACGAAAUGCGGGAGGAAUUGAGCUACUAUUGUCUAUGA